AUGUCAGAUGUGAAGUUCUCAAAUUCGAUGCCAGAUGUGAAGUUCUCCGGCCGAUUGGAGGACCCUGGUGGGCCUUUCCUAUUCGACCUUUGGGGUGGCCGUACCUUAUUUGAGUCUCGCCAACAUCUCCUCGAUUCCGUCGUCUCUGGAUCUAUCACCCUCCAAAAAUCAUCAGACAACCAGCUCUCAUUAUUCCGGAUUUCUUGGUCAAAUUGCUCGUCUGGGUUCCAUUUCUUCCCAUAUUCCUGUUCUAAAAUGUCGAAAAAUCUUUGUUCUGGCAACCCUCAAGGGUCUCAAUCUCAAGAUGCGUCCGAUCGCAACACCGCGCCGCUCCGAACCAGGUUACAACUUGUUGACGUUUUGAAUAUCAACAACGAUGAUACGACUUCCGGAAUAGGCUCCCAAGAGUCUUUGGUGACGUUCGAUUUUGGCCAUGAGGAUCCGGAAGAGGGGCCUGUCGAUUUGCCGCAGGUCGAUCAACAAAGCGGUAUCGAAGCCAACAAGUGUGUCGAACCGAAAGAUGGUAAGUCACAGAGCCAGUGUUCUUUUACUAGCAUCAACUGA
Molecule: messenger RNA, 564 nt
Organism: Melampsora larici-populina 98AG31
Lineage: Eukaryota; Fungi; Basidiomycota; Pucciniomycetes; Pucciniales; Melampsoraceae
Exons: 3
Coding region: 1-564 (187 amino acids)
Source: RefSeq, a predicted model, not a curated record